Molecule: messenger RNA, 3276 nt
Organism: Gadus chalcogrammus (walleye pollock)
Lineage: Eukaryota; Metazoa; Chordata; Actinopteri; Gadiformes; Gadidae
Product: N-acyl-aromatic-L-amino acid amidohydrolase (carboxylate-forming) A-like
Exons: 7
Coding region: 1363-2295 (310 amino acids)
Molecular function (GO): aminoacylase activity; hydrolase activity, acting on ester bonds
Source: RefSeq, a predicted model, not a curated record
CAGCGCUUUCUUAUCACCUUGGAUUAUGCUGCUAUUUAUACUGCCUAAGACAUAUCACUUUGGUUAUUUCAUGAUAUGGUUGAAUAACGCUAUGGACUGUGUGACCAUAUAGUUAACUUUAGUUAUAUCGUGAUAUCGAAUGAAGUUAUAGUUCCAUGCGAUACAUGGUCUGUUCAUAUGAAGCUGAUUUUAUGCAAAGUGUGUGACCACAACUCUAGUUAUUUUUGUUCUAUAGUUAUAUAGUGCGUGUGUGGGUGAUGGUUUGUUUCGGCGGGCCUGAGUUAGUCUGACUGGCCCCUGGGCUGGAUAGCGCUGUAUACACCUGUUGUGUAUUUAUUCAUCAGGGCACACAGGUUAUACCGGCCUUCACCGCACACACGCGCCACAAGACGGAGGGCGUUUGUGUGGUCUGUGGUGUGUGGUGUGUGGCGAGUGUGUUGUGUGUGGGGCGUAUUUAGUAACACCUGCUCUGAAUGCAAAAUCCUAGCAAUGUACCAAUAAACUGGCUUCAUGCAUGACAUCUACCCUUGUCUUUUUCGUCAGGGUAGCCCAUCAAUGCCAAACAGGUGGCAGGGUGUAGGCCUACUGCCACCCCUAUCUAGUCACUGCGGGAGAAUUAUACUGCUAUAUACUAUACUACAACUACACUCUUUAGAAGAAUGGAAAGAAGCAUACACACACGUGCACGCAUUUGAAAACGCACACAGACCGGGUGGGAGGGUUUGUUGCGGUAGACCAGGGAUGUCAUGUCACAUUGCAGUUGUGUAGGCUACUGCUGUGGCAGGUUUGUCUCAAGAUCUGUAGAGAUUCUGGGUGACACCGUCUAUUUACUAUUUGACUAUUUAGACAUUGAGCAGACUUGCAGUGAGUUCAUCAAGUAGAAGGUUGUGGAUAGGGCCUAUUGGACUAAGGGCAUCAAGAAUGCAUGCAGUUGGACUGCAGACAUUGGGGGUUCAAAACCCGGAGCAAACAAUCCCAAACAACCUAACCACAAGAAAAUGUCAUUGGAGUGUCCGCCUCUCUGAAAAGAGAAUGUACAGCUUUAAUUACCGUAAUUGAAUUAGGGUGGCCUGCUUUAGCCUGCUUGAUCCCACUCCCACACAGCUUCGCAAUCUGCUUUAACCUUCAAGCGAAUUGUAGUGUAUAACUUGUAAUGGGCGGAGCAAACAACUGAUCACUCUUCAGUCUCAUAGGUAAUCAUUGGCAAAAAAAACUGGUUAAACCAACAUUGUUUAAUGGGUAGCCUGUCCAGGCUUAUCAGUCAUGUGGUGCUACAGGACCCGUUUAUAUUUGACUAAAAUAUCUUGGCUAAUCUGUCGCGGUUAGCGGUUGGCAGGCAGGACCCAAUCGCAGACAGUUCAGAUGGAUCACUUAGGGUUCAAACCCCUGUCCAGGGUGGCCGUCUGCGGUGGCACCCAUGGCAAUGAGAUGAGUGGGGUGUACCUCUUGAAGGAGCUGCAGGUGUCCCAGCCGGAGAGGGUCAGGUCGUUCUCGCUGAGCACCCUGCUGGUGAACCCGCGGGCCGUGGACGCGUGCAGGAGAUACACAGAGAAGGACAUGAACCGCUGCUUCACCGACGCCCUGCUCAGUGCCCCGACAACGGCGACCACCCCGUACGAGGUGACGCGGGCCCAGGAGGUGAACGGCCAGCUUGGGCCGAAGGGCAGCGAGAAGGCCGUAGAUCUGAUCUGUGAUCUGCACAACACCACCGCCAACAUGGGCCUCUGCAUCAUAACUCACGUCUCCGAUUGGCUAGGCCUGCACCUCUUCAAGUACUUGCAGGAGAAAAUAACAUCAGCCCCCGUGAGGUUAAUUGUAUUAAAGAGCCCCUUCUCAGAGGUGUACUCCUUGGAAUCCGUGAGCAAACAUGGCUUCACGUUAGAGGUGGGACCCCAGCCUCAAGGGGUCCUACGGGCCGACAUCUACAACCUGAUGAGAGAGGGGGUGAACCGUGCCCUGGAGUGGGUUGAGAGUUUCAACUCUGGGACUGUGUUUGAAGGGGGCGAGGUUGAAGCAUACUUUGACGUGGAUACGAAAGACUAUCCCAGAGAUCCCAAGACCCAAGAGCUGACUGCUGCCAUCCAUCCCCAACUACAGGACAACGACUUCUGCCUGCUGAAGCCCGGAGACCCGGCGUUCGUGUCCCUCUCUGGCGAGACCAUCUGCUACGAGGGAGAAGCGCUGUACCCUUUCUUCGUGAACGAAGGAGCCUACUAUGAGCAGAACACAGCCUUCAAGCUGGCGCAGAGGGAGACCCUGCUCUUACCGGCCAUCAGUGUGAAGAAGCCACAAUAACAGAGAACUUUAAAACAACAACUGAUUGAUGGGGAGACUAUUCAUCUAUAUAAUCAUAUAUAUUUAUACAAAUAUAAUAGAUUUGAAUAAUCAUAGAUUUUUAUAACAAUAUGUCUUAAUUAUAAUGAGAAUUAAAAUAAGGUUUAUUUAGGAGAGAAACUCGUAGAAGCGAGGGCCAAUGUGUUCAGUAAUCUCUGAACUACUAGAACCCCAAGGAGUGGCUCCUCUUCCACGGAGCCCAACAUGUUGCACCGCCUUGAUUCUACAGAAGCCCACAGCGGAUCAAGAGAGAACCGUCUGUUCUUUUCUACUGUUUAUCUAAAUACAGCAUAUACAGGUAUCUACGGACCUCUACUGCUUAGUAUCUCCACUAUAUAUCUGUAUAGAUAUACAGAUAUAUAGAUGGAUAGAUUAGCAACCUUAAUGCUAGAUGCCACUCAAUCCUAGACACUGCACCUUUUAAAGAGAUGUUUUAAGAAACAAUAUUGCUCAUUGUCAAAAGGUUUCACACAAUGAAUUGUAUUCUUUAACUUCUUUAUUUUUUAAAUUUGUUAUAAAUGAACUAUUUCUGAAGAGAAACAACAGAGUACCAUUGGUCUUUCUGCUACAUUAGAUUGAGUCAAGCAAGUCAACAAUAGGGGUUGGUUUACACAGCUGCAAGCAAGUAGGAUUUGGCCAGAUAUAGGGUUCACUAAAGGGACCUUAUGCACAACCCUAGUAAAAUGCAAUAGUCGUGUGAUACAAUAACGUCCCCAUUUGAUUCCAUGGGAUUGGAACUCCUACCUUCAUUUAUUACACCUUUGUUGUAUCCUCCACAAAAUACUGUGUAAGAAAAGGACCAACACAGACCCUUUCAUGCAAAGCUUAUAAAGGAAAGUAAUAAAACAGUGAAAGUGAAUAGAAUAACUACAAAGGAAGUGACAUUAAAGUACCCUGUACAAAGGAAUAAAUAGUAUGGUCAAAUCAGACUAGUAGGUGUGG